This is a messenger RNA of Sitophilus oryzae (rice weevil), 1599 nucleotides long. RefSeq lists its product as uncharacterized. The transcript has a single exon. The record is from RefSeq and is a predicted model, not a curated record. The coding region runs from base 63 to 1517 and encodes 484 amino acids. NCBI's taxonomy places the organism in Eukaryota, Metazoa, Arthropoda, Insecta, Coleoptera, Curculionidae.
UUUUUGCUUAUAUAAUCCUAGCCUUAAAAUCCUGCUGACCCUUCCUGAUCGUUCCUGAUCCUAUGCUAAAUGGGGAAGGGGGGCCUACGGGUCCUCCUAAUGAUUUCGUUCGAAAAUUAGCCCAUAUUUUAUCGCCCCAAAAUUACAAUUUAAUUUUGAGCUUUUCAAAAGGUACAUGUCAAGAAAUACCCGUAAAUGUCAUUAAGCACCUGGAAGAGGAACUUUAUGGAAUUAGAAAUAAAUUUAUAGAUGAUGUUGAAGUACAGCAAGAAAUUUCUCAAUGUUUUUUUAAUAUUAGGAAAUAUACAAAUAAAAUUUCAGAGUAUGAUAUUUCUGCUUUUCCUCCCUUCCUUGCAGUUAUCCAAGGUGAACGUUCCCUUCAUCCGAUGAAUGUUGGAAAAUAUUUAUUUGAAAACAAAAUUGAGGGAAUUAAAAAAAUCGAAAGUAAAGGGAGAAAUAGAAUGGGCAUAUAUUUUAAUACUCCUGAACAAGCUAAUUCAUUUGUCAAUAAUAAAGAAAUUUUAAAUAAAAAUUGGGUAAUUACUAUUCCUCCCAGGAUGAUCACUUGUAGAGGUGUAGUGUGGAACAUGGGUGAUGAUAUAUAUGAAGAAGAUAUUAUUAAUUAUGGACUAGGUAUAAGGGGUAAUUCCAGAAUCAAAAUUUUAAAUGCCCGUAGAAUUUAUAAAAGAUCUCGAAAUGAAGAUAAUACCAUGACAAGGAAAAGGACUAAUUCCUUUAUUAUUACAUUUAAAGGUAAUCAAGUUCCUUUGGAUUUGGAAUUGUUCAAUGUUUUACGCGAAAUUCAUACUUAUAAAAUUCCAGUAAUUAUAUGUCAUAAUUGCUACAGAUUUGGACAUAGAAUUCUGCAAUGUAGGAGUAGGAAAAGAUGUAUUAAGUGUAGUGAUACUCAUGAAGAUGAUGAUAGAUGUUCUUUAAAUCAAUUAGAAAUUAAAUGUAUUAAUUGUAAAGAAAAUCAUUAUCCCACUAACAAGGAAUGCAAAGAAUUUAAAAGGCAAUUUAUGAUUAAUGAUGCGAUGGCUAAGCAUAACAUAUCUUUUUUUGAAGCAAAUAAAUUAUUUCCAAAGGAACACGUUUCUUCUCCAGAUAGUCAGCAUUUUCCCGAGACUUUAGUUAAUUUGUCUGUCCCUAGAUCUGUAAAGAAGCAUCAUUAUAUUUCUACCUUAAAGAAAAGUAGACCUCGUUCUCCCGUUUCACAGAGGAUACAAACCAAAAUAUCUUAUAAAGACAUCCUUUUUCCUGAUUCGGCUAGAUUAUCAUCCAGUCCAAUUUUAAAUAAUUUAUCACAAUCUGAAAAUAAAUCCAAAAUUGAUGAAAAUAUAGAUGCAUCUAUGGAGGUUGGAGAGUCAUCCAAUUUUAGUUUAGAAUCAUCUAGCCAAAAUAUUGUUCAGUCUCAAGAAAGUUUUGUAGAUAGUUCAAGUUUAAGAAAGUUGAUAAAUGAUACAAAUGUUAAAACUAAAGAUAAACAUAUUACAAAGAAGUCAAAAAGAGCCAUAUAAAAACUUUAUUUUUUAAAUUCUUACAUGUUAUAUUUACUUUAUUAUUUUAUGGUUAUUUACUCUUAUUUAUGUCCAGUCAGGU